CUGAUUGGUGUAGCCCCUCCCAUUCUCUCCUGUCACCCGUAGCUUGUACUGCCGGGGCCGGAGGAGGAGAGAAGCCCCGGCAUCAUGGAGAGCAAUAGGGAUGAGGCAGAGCGCUGUGUUCGGAUAGCAAAGGCGGCCAUAGAAGCCGGAGACAAGGAGAAAGCAAAGAGGUUCCUCAGUAAAGCAGAGAGACUGUAUCCGAGCAGCGAGGCCCGAGCUUUGUUGCAAGCUUUUGAAAAAAAUGACACAGCGGGAAAUGGACCACAAAGUGCAAAAAUGGCAAAAGGUACAGAACAACCCAAAGCAGAGAAAGACAGCAAUGCUUCUGCAAGUAGCGAUACAGGAAAAGGCCAUACACAGGACCAGCUGGAUGGUGUACAAAGGAUAAAAAAAUGUAAAACAUAUUAUGAGGUAUUAGGUGUUAGUACUGAUGCUGGAGAGGAGGAUUUAAAAAAGGCCUAUCGAAAGCUGGCUUUGAAGUUUCAUCCUGAUAAAAACCAUGCACCUGGUGCCACAGAAGCUUUUAAAAAAAUUGGAAAUGCCUAUGCAGUGUUGAGUAAUCCAGAGAAACGGAAGCAAUACGACCUUACCGGAAGCGAGGAUCAGAUGCAGAACAAUCACAGAAAUGGUGGCUUUGACUACCACAGAGGCUUCGAAGCAGACAUCACACCUGAAGAUUUGUUCAAUAUGUUUUUUGGUGGAGGCUUUCCAUCAGGAAGUGUACAUACAUUUUCCAAUGGACGGGCUAGGUACAGCCAUCACCAGCAUCAUCAUCAUAGUGGCCAUGACAGAGAAGACGAGAGGGCAGAUGGUGGUUUCUCCAUGUUUAUCCAGCUGAUGCCUAUAAUUGUUUUGAUUCUUGUGUCCUUGCUGAGCCAAUUCAUGGUCUCCAACCCACCAUACAGUUUAUAUCCAAGAUCUGGUCAAGCGACUAAACGUGUAACAGAAAAUCUUCAAAUUGCCUACUAUGUGAGCAAGGAUUUUCAGUCUGAAUAUAGUGGCAUAUUGCUUCAAAAACUAGAGAAAAACAUUGAAGAGGAUUAUGUGGCUAAUGUCCGAAAUAACUGCUGGAGAGAGAGGCAACAGAGAUCAGAUUUAAUGCAUGCUGCAAAAGUGUAUCGGGACGAGAGACUAAAAGUGAAAGCAGAAUCCAUAUCUAUGGAAAACUGUAAAGAACUUAAUCGACUCACAUCACUUUUUCGAGGUGGAUGAAAUGCAAGAUUAUAGCUUUGUUUCUUUGGACAUCCUUUUUUUCUGUAAAAUACAAGCUAAGUGCUUUUACCAUGACUCACCAUACAGGGAGUAAAUAUGAACCAUUCAUCUGGCUAAUUCGGGCUUAUUAAACAUCCUGACAACUUGAAAGUCACAGGGUCCAUAUUUUUAUUUAACAUUGAUUUCCAUGUAAGUGGUUUAUUUCAAGAAUACAAAAAAAA
Messenger RNA from Xenopus tropicalis (tropical clawed frog), 1433 nucleotides. It is a transcript of the gene dnajb14, whose product is annotated as DnaJ heat shock protein family (Hsp40) member B14. NCBI's taxonomy places the organism in Eukaryota, Metazoa, Chordata, Amphibia, Anura, Pipidae. The transcript has 8 exons. Gene Ontology annotation, cellular component: endoplasmic reticulum membrane. The record is from RefSeq and is marked provisional. The coding region runs from base 85 to 1212 and encodes 375 amino acids.